Molecule: messenger RNA, 1416 nt
Organism: Anopheles maculipalpis
Lineage: Eukaryota; Metazoa; Arthropoda; Insecta; Diptera; Culicidae
Product: thymus-specific serine protease-like
Exons: 2
Coding region: 1-1416 (471 amino acids)
Biological process (GO): proteolysis
Molecular function (GO): dipeptidyl-peptidase activity; serine-type exopeptidase activity
Source: RefSeq, a predicted model, not a curated record
AUGAAAGGAUUGCUUUCGCUGCUGGUGGUGCUAGCCGCCACCAUUGUGCUUAGUGACGUGGCGCAUGGAUUAUUGCGCGAAGCAUGGUUCGAAACUCGUGUCGAUCACUUCAAUCCACGCAAUCAGGACAAGUUUGCGAUGCGGUACUACAUCAACGAUGAACACGCGUACGCCCGUGGUCCAAUCUUUGUUGUGGUCGGUGCCGCCGGGCCCGUGCAGAUACGGUGGCUCACUGAGGGACUGUUUUACGACACGGCGUAUCUCGAGGGUGCCUAUCUGUUUGCGAACGAGCUACGAUACUUCGGUUACAGUCUUCCGGUAGAAAAUGCAGAGACAGAAAACCUGGACUUCCUGAACGCUGAUCAAGCGCUGGCAGAUUUAGCCGAAUGGAUAACCUACCUAAAGCUGACGUACGUUAACAACCCGAACGCGAAAGUCAUCCUGAUGGGAACAGCGUACGGAGGUGCACUAGCUACCUGGUUCCGCCAGAAGUACCCGCAUCUGGUUAGUGGUGUGUGGGUAUCGAGUGGUGCGAUCGAAGCCGAUUUUGCGUUCCCCCGGUACAACGUCGCACUGGGAGAGAGCAUCCGGCAGUAUGGUAGUGACGCAUGCUACAGCACCAUCUGGAGUGGAUUCCGUGUGGCACAAAACAUGGCACAUCUUGGCUUUGCCGAUCUGCUUUCAACCGAGUUCCAUCUGUGCGAACCGCUCGACACCGACAACGAGCUGGAAGUGCAUGCCUUCCUGCUCGGACUGCGGGACGACAUCGAGUUCGAGAUGCUGCAUCUGCGCAACAUCAACUCGAUCCGCGAGAUGUGUGCAGAUCUGGAGCAGCAUCGGGACAGCAGCCUGAACGCGCUGAUCGAUUGGUUUGCCCGUGAACAUCAGUACGAACAGUGUGUGCACUUGAACUUUGACAGCUACAUGGAGCGAUACCUCGAGACGGACUUUAACGCCGCAAACCUGCAGGCCGGCCACCGUCAGCGGCUCUAUCUCCAAUGCACGGAGGAAGGCUUCUUCCCGACGACAUCCGAAUCGGAAGAUCAACCAUUCGGUAACAUGAUCGGACCAGACUUUUUCGUGCAAGUGUGUCAGCGUGCGUUCGGCGAAUGGUUGACCGAGGACGUGAUCUUCAAACAGCUCAGCUCAACGAACAUCCGCUUCGGUGGACUGCAGCCAGCGAUCGAGCGUGCGCACUUCACGAAUGGUGGAGUUGAUCCGUACCGUGUGGGUAGCCCGGUGGAGGAUCUUAACCCGAAAGCACCUGCCACACUCAUCCCGGACACGUUCGUAUCGCCCGAUCUAGACUCGAUCGAUUACGAAAACGAUUCGGAAGAGCUGAUUGCCGCCAAGGAACGCACGAGAACGCUUAUCGACACGUGGAUAUUCGAGGAAUUUGAACCAAUCCGCGCUUAA